CACCCCUCUUUCUAGAAUUGGAACGUGUGCGUACCUAGACUCUAAUCAGGUAUAGGUAUUGAGAUAUGAAGUGCCUGGAACAGCUCACCAGUGUCCUCACCAAUGACUACUUCACAUUAUUCAAGUUUGUUGUACCUCUGGCCCUCACUGAUGUCAUUGCUGAUGUAGGAGAGCAGUUCUUGAACAGGAGUGUGGCUAGCUCUUUGAAUGUCGUGGACACUCUGGCUGCAUUCGGUUUAGCCUAUGUCUUUGUCAAGCUCUUUGUUGGGAUGCUACAAGAGGUCAAACAAGUGGGUGUGGUCUUGGUACACGACCGGCCAGGAUUCCACAAGCUACUGCUCUGUGUGGUUGUCAUGGGAAUAGGUGUCACCAUAAUCAUCGUUGUGAUUGCCAAAACUCAGCUAGGGGUGUGGCUAAUCAAGGACCUACACCGAGUGUCGGACAACGUAGCAGAGCUAACGUACACUGCAUUUGCCUAUCUCUCUGUCUUCCCUCUCAUUGAUUCCAUUUCAUGGUAUCAUGGUGGAGUGUUGCUGCAGUACAGACACAGCUCUCUAGUUGGGUUUGCUUCACUCGCUGAGAUAAUGGCUCAGAUAUUCUGUGUAGCAGUGCUACUGUACACACCGCUAGUAUGCAGUGCUCCCAUUGUCGUUCCCAUACUCUCCGCCUACUGUGGGGUCAUCACCCGUUGUGUCAUCACUCUAGGCGGGUUCUAUAGACUGGUGUACCCAAAGCUCAGCAAGAAAAUUAUUGAAAGGGUGACUUUACUGAGACUGGUCUUUUUCAUAUCUCCUCUGGUGUUUGUACUGGGUAUUCAGAGGAUGAGUCGACCCAUGAUCAACCUCCUUGUGGCACGCUACUCCCCCAACGAGUGCCAGGCUGCCACAGCUGUCGCUGUUCUCACAGCAACGUACCCUUUGGGCAGAAUGGCUUACGGAUGGCUCAAUCAGCUCAGAACUGUCUCGCCAACUUUUCAAAAGAAGCGAGAAGACAAUUCUCGUCGUGUAAUCGCUGGAAAAAAAGUUGCGAUCUUCAUCAUCGCAACUUUGGCAUUCUCUUUCCUGUUCUCUCUGUGUGUGUACUGGGUGCCUGGUGUGUCAGUGAGCAUCUUGGUGUCAGCAGUGGGCAUCCCUCCAUACCUUGCCCUCCUCUGUGUUGACCCUCUCAGAGUGUUUUCCUUCUUCUGUUUCACUGUAAGUGUGAGAGCGUCUCUGACUGGAUGGCUGACUCUACACAAACAGACCAAGCUAGUCGCUCCCAGUGGGUUUAUUCGACUGGGCAUCAUCUUUGCUGUCUUCUUCACUCUCAGGGCUCUCGGAAUGAAUGGAGCGUUGCUAGGAGUGUUAGCUCUCUAUUCUGGGUUUUUUUCUGAAAUGGUUGUGCUGGGCAUCAUCACCCCCAUCUACGCUUGCUGGAGGAAAUGGAGGACUAACUCCAGUGCAACAAUACAAAAUGAGGUUGAUAUUAACUCCCUCGUCACAGAGGAGAAUGAGAGCAAUCAAGAAAAAGCCGUGGAGCUCUCUCCCAUUGGCGGACUGGUUAACAUUGAGUUAACUAAUGAUUCCACUGAGUAUAAAACAAUUCAAAACUCUGAAACCACUUCAUUGUAGGCUGUGCAUGUAUUUUCCUGUUUUGUGAGGUGUUAUAAUUAUUAUACUGUCUUUCAGCUUACAAUCAAAUCAUUAUAUAUAUGUAUUCGAAUUCGUGUCAACUAUGGGAAUCGAAUGUUUUCCUUAUAAUUUGAGUUCUCAUGAUUA
This is a messenger RNA of Halichondria panicea, 1757 nucleotides long. RefSeq names its product progressive ankylosis protein homolog B-like. The record is from RefSeq and is a predicted model, not a curated record. Gene Ontology annotation, molecular function: phosphate transmembrane transporter activity. Gene Ontology annotation, biological process: phosphate ion transmembrane transport. Gene Ontology annotation, cellular component: plasma membrane. The transcript is spliced from 11 exons. Lineage: Eukaryota; Metazoa; Porifera; Demospongiae; Suberitida; Halichondriidae. The coding region runs from base 66 to 1610 and encodes 514 amino acids.